GUAAGGCCAUACUCUCUAAUAAAGUAAUUUGGGGUUUCAUUUUAAAGGCAACUUAAAACGAAAUGCUGCUUUUAACCUUUUUAGGUACUUGCAUUUACUUUGACUAUUUCAAUUGUUAUGCUACUUUACAUUUCUCGAGAAGAUUGACAAAUAAUCAAUUUUUUUAAUCAUGCAAAAGUGCAAUAAAAUAUACAUUAAGUACCAAAAAUAAAAAAGUAUACUUAUUAUGUAGAAAUCUGAGUUAUAUUCAACCAUAGAAUUAUUCUUGUAAAAACAAAAGACAUGUUUCUAAUGCUGCAGGUAAGAGUGGCUCUAAUAAAAUGACUAUAUAUUUUUCUAAUUAUAAUUUAUUCUAUGAUUACAUUUUGUAUUCCUGGCAUGAUUCACGGACUUUCCGCAUAGUAAAAGUGGGGGGGUCUAAACUAAUCAUUUGAAAAAGUGGGGGGGACUUGUCCCACCCUCAUAUAAUGGCUGUGACGCCCAUGGUCACAGUGUCAGGCUGGAACUGGACAAUAUCAUGAAGAUCUUCUCUUUGAAAGGAAAACAUUUUUUCACCAUCUUUCUCCUUCUGGUCGUGGCUUUCUUACUCUAUGCACUUCAUAGAACGGACUUCCAGCCCUUCAAGUUUCAGCCUAAACUGAGCUCCACCAUCAUCUACCUGAAAGAUACAACUGAACUUCCCAAAGUCCGCAGCAUCUGCAACUUCCCACCAUUGUCCCCUAAGGAUGCUCUGGAGGAACGCCUGCUACUAGAAUCUGUUGCUUGGCCUGAAACUUCUGAAUUACCAUCUCCUCUUUCCCUGGAGCUGACCAGUCAUCCAGCUCACAGCUCUUUCACCAUUCUCCCAGCGAGGAGAGGAGGACAGUGGCACGUAGGGGAUCAGCUGGAAGUCAGCAUCGUCAUCUCUGACUUCAACGGACAACCCAAGAAGUUUGGGGGGGACCUUUUAUUAGCCCGGCUGCACAACCUAACGCUUGGUGCAGGUGUAGCUGGGCAAGUGGUGGACCAUCUCAAUGGGAGCUACUCUGCUGUCUUUCCUUUACUCUGGGAAGGAGAAGCUCAGGUUGAGGUGACACUAGUUCAUCCCAGUGAAGCUAUCACAGUGCUGAACAGGUUAAAUCGUGAACAACCUGAUAGGAUAUUCUUCAGAAGCCUCUUUCGCUCAGGCUCACGCUCUCAAACCACCAUCUGUAACAUCUGCCUGCGUCAAACCAACCAGACAAUCUGCGACUUCACCGACCCUCGAACCGGCGAUCCUUGGUUCUGCUACAAGCCAAAGAACAUGAGCUGUGAUGCAAGGAUCACCCACAGCUUUGGAGGAUACAAACAAAACCUCAAGGCCAAGGAGGAUAAGCUCUUUCAAGGUCGUGUCAACUUGAAAGUAGGCAUUCCGGCUACAGGACCUGCCGGUGUCACUGUUUUACCAAAAAAGGAAGGUCAACCAGAGGUGAAGAGCAGCAUUGUGAACUUUCAAGCCUCUGGCUAUUACUACCAGGGUUUAUGGCGAGCACUAGAUGGCACCAAAGUUCACCAAUUCACCGGCGCAUCUGCCAUCACUCAGUGUCUAAAAGGCAAAGUGGUCCACCUGUAUGGAGACUCUACCAUCAGGCAGUGGUUUGAGUUCCUCAACGCAGCACUACCAGAUCUUAAGGAGUUUAACCUGGGCAGCUCGAGGCAAAAUGGACCUUUCAUGGCUUUAGACUAUGAAAACAAAAUCAUGGUGACUUUCCGCUGCCAUGGUCCUCCUCUCCGUUUUGGCAACGUGCCAAUUGGGGAAUUUCGUUACAUUGCCAAUGAACUAGAUGACUUAAUCAGGGGUCCAAACACUGUUGUCGUUUUUGGCAUCUGGUCUCACUUGGGCACUUUCCCCCUCGAGGUCUACAUACGGCGGCUACAAAGGAUCCGCAGUGCGGUGGUGCGGCUGUUGGAGAGGGCUCCACAAACGGUGAUCAUCAUCAGGACUGCAAACCCCAAAGCUUUGUGGCUUUAUGAGACGAUAACCAACAGCGACUGGUUCUCGGUGCGGCGUGAUAAGGUGCUAAGAGCCAUAUUUAAAGGACUGAAUGUUCAUCUGAUUGAUGCCUGGGAGAUGGUCCUUGUUCACCACCUGCCAAACAGCCUCCACCCACAACCUCCUAUUAUUAAGAAUAUGAUGGAUGUUCUCUUCUCCUACACAUGUCCUCAAAAGGGCGGCUAGAUAAUAAUAAUAAUACAUUUUAUUUAUCAAGCGCUUUAUCAAGUGCUCAAAGACACAGAGGUAAGAAAAAAGAUAAUAUAAAAAGUAUAUUUAAUAUCGAGCAAUAAAACCACAUUUGUCACAAGGACCUGUCAUCAAUCACACAUUAAAAGCUAGUCUAAAAAGAUGUGUGUUCGUUGUGGGGGAGGAGUGGAGAUUUAAAUCCAUGCUGAGAUUAAAUGUUUCCAUGUGUUUCUAUCAAGUGCAGCAUCUUUCGAACAGUCUAUAAUAGAUUGAUGUUUUCAAAUGUUUUUUUAAUAACUGAAGUUGAGAGAUAUAACAAAUUAUAAUACCCGCCUUAAUAUUAAAUGACAUCCAACAUAACUUCAAAAGUGAUACUGUAUAUUCAUAAAAAUAUACCUCAGAAGAUUUGAACUUUUUUUUUUAAGGAACAGAAACCGGUUAUUUUGAUUGUUAAUGUAUUACACAUAUCAAACAAGACGCUGUUUUGUCAUCAGAAUGAUGAGUAUUGUAUGAAUGUUUACUGUUUUGCGCUUUUAGUUGUGGGUUGAUAAGUAUGAGUUAUUUUUGGGGCGAGAGCCUAAAAGGGUUAUCAAGGGUUAAGAUUAAUUCACACAACAAAAUACUUAAAGGUAGCUAGGUAAAUUUGAGAAACCGGCUCGAGAUCGCUAGAAUUUGAAAAUACACAACCGGAGAAAAUCUGCCAUUUCCUUAUAUAUUGCCACUGUUAUUAUAUUGU
This is a messenger RNA of Trematomus bernacchii (emerald rockcod), 2936 nucleotides long. Its product is annotated as NXPE family member 3-like. The record is from RefSeq and is a predicted model, not a curated record. Lineage: Eukaryota; Metazoa; Chordata; Actinopteri; Perciformes; Nototheniidae. Bases 518 to 2197 code for a protein of 559 amino acids. The transcript has 6 exons.